Mytilus trossulus (common blue mussel) is the source of this 588-nucleotide messenger RNA. RefSeq lists its product as uncharacterized. Gene Ontology annotation, molecular function: nucleic acid binding. NCBI's taxonomy places the organism in Eukaryota, Metazoa, Mollusca, Bivalvia, Mytilida, Mytilidae. The transcript has a single exon. The record is from RefSeq and is a predicted model, not a curated record. Bases 1 to 588 code for a protein of 195 amino acids. Gene Ontology annotation, biological process: DNA integration.
AUGAUAUCAGAUAAUGGUACAACCUAUGAAGCCUCGGCAAAGACAAUAGAGUUUCUGACCAAGUCACCGUCAUUAAAUGAACAAUUAAAUUCCUAUGGAACAAUAUGGAAGUUUAUACCAAAACGUGCACCAUGGUACUGUGGUUGGUGGGAAAGGUUAAUAGGUUUGACAAAAAACUGUAUUAAAAAAGUUUUAGGAAAGGCAUUUGUGAAUUUACGUGUACUUGAAACUAUCGUCACAGAAGUGGAAGCUAUUCUUAAUGAUCGUCCGUUGACGUACUUAUCAUCGGAUCCAACGGAUAAUGAACCAUUGACACCCUCACAUUUACUGUACGGAAGAAGAAUCAUGACUUUGCCGUACACCGGAACUUUAGAUGGAAACAUUGAAAAUUCAAAAAACUUAACACACGCAUCAGCUAAUAAGUUGUUACAGAUUCAAAAUCAUAUCAUUGACAAUUUCUGGACAAGGUGGAAGCGUGAAUACCUUACAUCACUUAGAGAACAACAUCGAACUAAAGGAGUGGACAAACAGAACAUUAAUAUUGGAGAGGUAGUUCUAAUACAUGAUGAAACUUCAAGAAUAACUUGA